Messenger RNA from Alligator sinensis (Chinese alligator), 393 nucleotides. It is a transcript of the gene CUNH11orf97, whose product is annotated as chromosome unknown C11orf97 homolog. Gene Ontology annotation, cellular component: ciliary base. Lineage: Eukaryota; Metazoa; Chordata; Crocodylia; Alligatoridae. The transcript has 3 exons. The record is from RefSeq and is a predicted model, not a curated record. The annotation marks the transcript as partial.
UUUGUGACAGGGAAGAAAUUCGUGUAUGUCGAGCCGCCUAAGAGAGUGAAGGAGAUCCUGGAGGAAGAGCUUUAUUUUCAGAGAGACGAAUGUCAAAUUAAACAGCCGGCCGCAGUGGCUCUGGAAGGCAUUUGGAGCGUGAAAAGAAAUUUAUCUAUGGAAGGCCUGAAGCCAGCAUCACAGAACAGGAACAGUUUACUUUCACAACCUAAGUACUACUCCAGGCACGGAGGAAUAAGAAGGUGAAAAGCAGCAUCUCCCUUUACAGAGGACCCCCGGCAAAGGGCAGAUGCACCUGUGUGUUACCAAAACUACAUCAUUUUUUUGCAGCAAACUCCAAGUACCACCAGCUAGAAUAUGUAUAAUCUAUUGUAAAAUAAAAUGCUAGAUCUG